Molecule: messenger RNA, 395 nt
Organism: Penaeus monodon (black tiger shrimp)
Lineage: Eukaryota; Metazoa; Arthropoda; Malacostraca; Decapoda; Penaeidae
Product: venom protein 302-like
Exons: 3
Coding region: 19-300 (93 amino acids)
Cellular component (GO): extracellular region
Source: RefSeq, a predicted model, not a curated record
CGUAGUUACGCUGUCAGCAUGAAGCUCUUAUUGUGUCUCUCCCUCUGCCUGGCUCUCUGCCUUGUUAGCGUGACAGGGCUUAGGUGUCUUCAGGGUGAAGGAUGCACACCCGAGACGAUGGCAGAAUUGGACUGCCAGUUUGGAUUUGUGACAGACAUCUGCAGUAAUUGUGAAUGCGCCAAGGGGCUCGGUGAGGCGUGCGGCGGGACGUGGAAGAAAUUGGGCACCUGCGCCGAAGGACUUGUCUGCGAUAAUGACCCCAAAGACGUCUUCUCUGAGGGCGUGUGUGUGGAAGCUUAACAUUAAAGAUGUUAAGGGGACAGAGAAGAAACACCGAAAUAACAUCAAACUGAGGCUCUUUGUUGACUGGUUUUAUAUAAAUUGUAAGCAGUGUC